AUGCGGAACUUCAUUUGGGCUCUGCUGGGCUUGGCUGUGGUGCCUCAGGCUCUUGCAGGCGAUACCCUGUCCACCAACGGUUUCGACCUGUGUAUGCAAGAUUCCACCAUCAAAGUCACGAAAUUGGACGUCUCUUACUCUCGCUCCUCGCAAAUUGUUACCUUUGACGUGGCUGGUACCAGCGCCAAAGAACAGUAUGUGACAGCGACCUUGUCUGUCACUGCCUACGGCAACAACCUCUACAGCAAAGAAUUCGACCCAUGUGGUACGGAAAUCCAUGUGUCUCAGCUCUGCCCUGUCCCCAAGCAGGGAUUCCAGGCCCAGGGAACAUGGGAGGUUCCCUCCCAAUAUGCAAGCCAAAUCCCGGCUAUCGCGUUCCAAAUGCCUGACUUGGACGGUCAGGCCAAGCUGGUUCUGACAUCAAACGACACUUCGAAUGUGGCUUGUGUCGAAUCGGACUUGUCCAACGGUCACAGUACUGACGUCAAGGCCGUUUCCUAUGUUUCUGCUGGUAUUGCAGCUGGUGCUCUGGCGCUGACUGGUAUCUCCGCCAUUGGCUCUGCUGGAGCUGCUGGAGCACCGUCGGCUAGCCCUGGGUUCGGUGAUGUAAUGGGCUGGUUCCAUUCCAUGGCCACCAACGGCAUGCUAAGUGUCAGCUAUCCGACUGUUUACAGCAGCUUCUCCAAGAACUUCAUGUGGAGUACUGGUUUGAUACCUUGGUCCGGUAUGCAAAACUCCAUUGACAGCUUCCGGAAGUCGACCGGCGGCAAUUUGACUGAGGAGAGCUAUGUCUUCCUGAAGAACGCUAGUCUGACAAGCAGCGGGUCAUCGAGUAACACCACCAAACGGAGCUUGGAAUAUGCGAUUCAUUUUGGUGAAUUUGUAGCUCGCUCGGUUGACACAUCGUCUGAUGCGAGCGUCUCAAACAGCUCUUCAACUAGUGACGAUGGCAUUAGCUCGACAGUUAACAGUUUGAAAAAGCUCUCCGAAGAACUCAUGAUUCCUUCUGCCAAUAUCUUCAUGACCGUUCUUCUCAUUUUCGCCAUUGUUGUUGCUGUGGUCAUCGUCGGUAUCCUUCUUGUCAAGGUCAUUCUUGAACUGUGGGCGCUGUAUGGCACUUUCCCCAAUAAACUUUCCGACUUCCGCAAGGACUACUGGGGCUUGAUGGCGCGUACAAUCACCAACAUGAUUCUUGUGCUCUACAGCAUCUGGGUGCUUUACUGUGUCUAUCAACUGCGAAACGGUGACUCGUGGGCAGCAAAGCUCCUAGCAGCUAUUACCCUAGCUGUCUUCACCUCUGUCCUCCUCUUUUUCGCUAUUCGCAUCGUAUACAUGGCUCGCAAGUACAAGAAGGCCGAGGGCGAUGCCGACAGCUUGUACGAAAACAAGGAGACCUGGAAGAAGUAUAGUCUGUUCUACGACAACUAUAAGAAGGACUUCUGGUGGAUUUUUAUCCCGGUCAUCAUCUACGCCUUGGCAAAGGGCUGUAUCAUCGCCGGAGCCGAGGGCCACGGUCUGGCGCAAAGUGCAGGCCAACUGGUCUGCGAAGCCAUCCUUCUGAUCAUCCUUGUCUGGAACCGCCCAUACGCUACCAAGUCUUCCAUGGGAAUCAACAUCGCCGUCCAGGUCGUCCGUGUCCUGUCCAUUUGUUGUGUUCUUGUUUUCGUUGAGGAACUUGGCCUUUCCCAAACCACCAAAACCGUCACCGGUAUUGUCCUCAUUGUCGUGCAGUCCACCCUUACUGCCGUCCUCGCCAUCCUCAUCGCAGUCAACGCUAUCAUCACCUGCUGCCGCGAGAACCCUCAUGCCCGACGCAGAAGAGAAGCUGAAAAAGCAAACCGCGACCUCGACGACCUCACCCCUCUGGACGCCCGAGAAUCCCUCCUCAUGGAGCACCCCAAGCGCAAGGAAUAUGCCGAGAUGAGCAACUUCAACUUCAACGCCCCAUACGCGCCUUACCGCGACGCACCCCGCCGAACAAGGUCAAACAGCAGCCACGAUGGGUUGGUCAGAAACGACUAUGGUGUAUCGCAUGCUCGCAGCUCAAGCCGCGACAGCAGCCAUUCACGCAGCUCUAUCGAAGGCCGUCAUCCCACACAGCCUGGCUAUGGUAUGGCAUAUUAA
Molecule: messenger RNA, 2124 nt
Organism: Penicillium antarcticum
Lineage: Eukaryota; Fungi; Ascomycota; Eurotiomycetes; Eurotiales; Aspergillaceae
Product: transient receptor potential ion channel family protein
Exons: 2
Coding region: 1-2124 (707 amino acids)
Biological process (GO): transmembrane transport; fungal-type cell wall biogenesis
Source: RefSeq, a predicted model, not a curated record